AUGGCUCAGGAAGACGAGCUCAUGGCCAACGCGCCGCUUACGCCAGGCGAAGACGCAGACCCCGACCCCACCUCUCCAGUAAUAGACUACUCGCCCGCAACGGUCACCUACGACGAAGCAUUUGAGAACUCACUCAUGCAGGCCGUUCUCUAUUCGCCCGAAAAUAUACCGCCCCGAACGCCGCUCCCCGAGACUCCAGUCAUAAACCCCACAACGCUUCCCGUUCCACUAAACUCGCCGCUGCGAACGCACGCCUCGCUAAUCCCCGGUGUUCUUCUUACCCACCCGAAUGGAUAUCACACGGGCGGGCCCGGGCCGAGUCCGUCGACGGUAGCGGACUUCGCGAAGAGGUUUAUAGAGGAGCAUGGUAUUGAAGAUGCGGGGCAGCUGGAGCGGGUAGUUGAGGAGAAGAUUAGAGAGAAGAUGGAGCUUGUACGAGAGAGAAUGAGGGACAGGGAAGAGUCUGUGAAAAGAAAUAGGGCGGUUGAGAGGGAGUUGGAGGAUCUGAAUGUGCAGCGGGCCUUGGAGCUGAGCGUUGCGGAGAAGAUUAAGGGAGGUCGGAAGAGGUGA
Messenger RNA from Trematosphaeria pertusa, 570 nucleotides. RefSeq lists its product as uncharacterized. The transcript has a single exon. The record is from RefSeq and is a predicted model, not a curated record. NCBI's taxonomy places the organism in Eukaryota, Fungi, Ascomycota, Dothideomycetes, Pleosporales, Trematosphaeriaceae. The coding region runs from base 1 to 570 and encodes 189 amino acids.